Molecule: messenger RNA, 1078 nt
Organism: Solanum dulcamara
Lineage: Eukaryota; Viridiplantae; Streptophyta; Magnoliopsida; Solanales; Solanaceae
Product: elongation of fatty acids protein 3-like
Exons: 1
Coding region: 98-925 (275 amino acids)
Biological process (GO): very long-chain fatty acid biosynthetic process; sphingolipid biosynthetic process; fatty acid elongation, monounsaturated fatty acid
Cellular component (GO): endoplasmic reticulum membrane
Molecular function (GO): fatty acid elongase activity
Source: RefSeq, a predicted model, not a curated record
UCAAAUCGAGUUGACGAAUGUCUUCCUUAUCAUCUCACUUUUCCUUUUCCAAACAGAUAAAGGUAAACCUCCAUUGUCGCCGGCGUACGGAGGAGAAAUGGAAACUCUCUACCCCACCAUUGAAUAUUGGCUCGUCAAUCAUCCAAUCAUCACCAAUUUCCAAUGGAACGAACCCUUCACAUUCGGUUCCUCACCUUUUUUUCUCGCUCUCACUGUCCUCACUUACCUCACUCUCACUUUCUCUUUCCACAAUUUCCCUCUUCUCCCCACACUCUCCCCCGUCUCACUCCGCCGCAUCUCCGCCGUCCACAAUCUCUUCCUAUGCCUUCUAUCCCUAAUCAUGGCCGCCGGAUGCUCCCUCUCCGCCUUCCACCAAAUGCCCCAAACUGAUUGGACUUGGGUCAUCUGCUUCCCAGCCAAUCAAACACCUCCACAUGGACCCGUUUUUUUCUGGGCUUACAUCUUUUAUUUCUCCAAGAUUGUUGAGUUUCUAGACACCCUUUUGAUCAUUCUCAGUGGACCUAGAUCUAGACGGUUGUCAUUCCUCCACGUUUACCACCAUGCGGUGGUGGUGAUCAUGUGUUAUUUAUGGCUUUCUUCCUCCCAAACACUGUUUCCGGUGGCGCUUGUUACCAAUGCUUCGGUUCAUGUGCUAAUGUACGCUUAUUACUUUCUGUGUACCUUGGGAUUUCGUCCAUGGUGGAAGAGAUGGGUUACGAAUUGUCAGAUUAUCCAAUUCGUUUUCAGUUUCCUGAUUUCGGGUUUGAUGCUGUACUAUCACUUUACCGGGUCGGGUUGCUCCGGAAUCCAUGGAUGGUGCUUCAAUGCAGUUUUCAAUGCUUCCCUUUUGGCACUCUUCCUUGAUUUUCAUUCCAAGAAUUACGCAAAGAAGAGGAAAGAUGUUAACAAGAAUAAGCUUCCGUGAUUGCCCGGUGCACUAAUCUCCCAUUAUUAGCUUUAACAUUUUAAUCACAAUCUAUCUAUAAGCUAUUAGUUUACAUUAUUUUGUUGAAUGAAUGGAAAUUGCUUGGGCAAUAUUACCCCUUUUUGUUUGCUGCAAACAUACUAUAUUUCUUGC